AUGGAGUCGCUGUCGGAGACAUCAUGGGAUAUAGUAAUUUCCGGGACUGGCCUUGCCCAGUCUCUCCUUGCACUAGCGCUCUCGCGGUCAGGUAAGAAAGUUCUCCAUGUCGACAAAAAUCCAUACUACGGGGGCCCGGAAGCCGGAUUUAGCCUCCAGGAGGCAGAAGAGUGGGUAGAUCGGUUGAAGAAAGCCAGACUUUCAAUAUUUUUGGUACUAACGGGUGUUGUCGGAGUAGAACCUGGCCUGGAGCCGUUUGAAGAAGCUUCGAUCUACUCGCGCCCUGCUUCGUCAGAUGCGGAGAAGAAGCUGUCUUUCUCUCGCGCCUACACGCUUUCCUUGUCUCCAUUUCUGAUCUAUUCGCGGUCGAAGCUGCUUCCUACCCUUGUGUCAUCCAAGGUCUACCGGCAGCUGGAGUUCCAAGCUGUAGGGAGCUGGUGGAUAUAUACAUCCCCUGCCGCAGAAGACGCUGCAUCUCAGUCAAGCGAGGAUGCAUCCGCUCGUCUGCAUCGGGUCCCCAGUAGCCGUGAAGACAUCUUCGCAGAUGAUUCCAUCUCAGUCAAGGCGAAAAGGAUGCUCAUCAAGUUCCUUCGAAACAUCAGUCAGACCCUGCAGGAGGGUGGUGAUGAUGUUUCUAGCGAGGAGGAUCUCGACUUACCAUUUUCAGAGUACUUGACAUCCAAAUUCCAGGUCCCUUCUGAGCUUCAUGAUCCUUUGCUCUCUCUUUCAUUAAGUCAAUCUUCUCCGCAACAGACGUCUGCGAGAUUUGCCGUGCCUCGUAUCAAGAGGCAUCUUGGCUCUGUAGGCGCCUUUGGCCCUGGCUUUGGCAGUGUGCUCACCAAAUGGGGUGGCGGCUCCGAAAUUGGGCAGGUGGGCUGUCGCGCGCUAGCAGUUGGCGGCGGAGUGUACGUCCUGGAUCGAGGCAUUCAGUCGGUUGAAUUGCCGAAUGACAGCUCACAGGAAGAGACGCUCCUCCUGAAGCUGUCAGAUGGGGAAUCCAUUCGAAGCAAGUUUGUGGUGGGCUCGCAAUGGGACCUACCUGCGGAGGCAGAGGGUCCUAGGCCUGCGAACGCAAAAGUGGCACGUUGCAUCGCUAUAGUCUCUUCACCACUUAGACGCCUUUUCCCUGCAACAGCAGAGGGUGGUCACAUACCAGCAGGCACCGUGGUUGUUUUUCCAGGGAAAGAGCUGUCGGACGGACAGG
This is a messenger RNA of Rasamsonia emersonii CBS 393.64, 1204 nucleotides long. RefSeq names its product Rab geranylgeranyl transferase escort protein. NCBI's taxonomy places the organism in Eukaryota, Fungi, Ascomycota, Eurotiomycetes, Eurotiales, Trichocomaceae. The record is from RefSeq and is a predicted model, not a curated record. Gene Ontology annotation, biological process: small GTPase-mediated signal transduction; vesicle-mediated transport; protein geranylgeranylation. Gene Ontology annotation, cellular component: nucleus; cytosol; Rab-protein geranylgeranyltransferase complex. The annotation marks the transcript as partial. The transcript has 3 exons. Gene Ontology annotation, molecular function: GDP-dissociation inhibitor activity.